UCGAUUUUCUAUGGUCCUCACUGGAUACUCAGUUGACGACGAUUUAUGUAAUCCCCUGUAAUUUCCUCAAAUGUCCUCCACCACCCGCUCUCAGUCGAUUAAUAUUGACUGUUCCCUAAUUACUCGCACUUUCCGGUGUAAACAUUCGCGCGAGGUCGAGUCGUGUUGGACAAACCUCAUCCUAGCAUUUCCGUCUCGGCCAAACCUGUACCCUACAGUAAGUUUUGAUGUCGAUUCUUUCCGGUCAAUUUUAAUCUAGGUAAGAAGAAUGCCUCAUCAACCCACCGGAGAAGAAGUAAAACAGAUUCGAAGCAGCUUCCAGGACUUAUAAACACGCCGGUAACAUUCCAUCCCCCUCCGUCGCGGUCAGACGUUUUACGGCGAGAAUAUGACAGGCAAAGGAUGGAACUGCAAUCAAGCAGCGGACAGACAGUGGAUAUCCGAAGCAGGGAACUGACAGGGUCCGGUAAAAAUGCAUCUAGGCUAAAGAAAAGCAGUCCUAAAUCGGAGAGUUCCAGAUCAGCUCGGUUCCAGUACGACGCUAACGCGACUCCAACAUUCCCAGAUUACGAAGCUCAGUUGGCUGAGCAGCAAGAAAUGGCGAUUUUAGCUGUGAUGAAUGAAAAAGAAGCCUUGAUUUUGCAGAAAAGGAAGGAUAAAAAGGCCCUAGAUGACUGGCGGGAAAAGACUAAACUCCUUCGUCAACAAAAGCAGAGGCUUUCCGCCGUAAAGGGCUCUUCAACGGUUGAAGUAAAAGCACCGUAUGGAACCGAAAAAUCUGCCAAGGAAGAUGAAAAGUCUCCUCACGGCUACGCGAAGAAACUAAAGGAACUAUUGGAGGAAAAGGAUGGCAAAGGAGCGGCCAGAAGGACGCUUGAAGACCGUGAUUUGGAGAAGAGAAUUAAGGUGCACAUGGAAAAGUUAAAAGAGCACCGAGGCAAAACGUACGGAUCGAUAGAGGAAGAGCUUGAAUCUGCAAGAAAGAACCUAGAAAUGGCUCGUGAGUUUCAGCGUGAAGUCAAAGACAGAAAACAGUUGGAAUAUCGCUUGAGGGCCUUUACUGGAGACGAUGUGUCGUCUAUGACCCGGAACACAAAAGAAAAGACAAAAAACGCUCCGAAAUAAAGAUCAACUGCUCGGAUAAUGUUAUGUACAUAAGAUUGUGGAGAAUUUUACACAGAGUGGUGUCUGAGUUAUGUUUUAAGAUUAAUAUAUGAUGAACGUUUUCUAUGAUUUAUAGCCGUUGGUUACGAAAGGAAUUAUUUCAGAAUGUGUCAUAUUUAUACUUUUGAAAAUCACAAUACUUUUAGUUUCCUCACCAGUGCUGUUAUUCACUGUGCAAAAAAUAAAGAGAUAAAGAUCA
Messenger RNA from Pocillopora damicornis (cauliflower coral), 1363 nucleotides. RefSeq lists its product as uncharacterized. Lineage: Eukaryota; Metazoa; Cnidaria; Anthozoa; Scleractinia; Pocilloporidae. Gene Ontology annotation, cellular component: cytoplasm. Gene Ontology annotation, molecular function: protein binding. The record is from RefSeq and is a predicted model, not a curated record.